AUUGUUAAUCUAGCAUUCAAUUAUAGUGAGGUUAUAGGGAAUUUAAUCCAUAAUUUCGAAUUAAUUAGCAUUUUGGAGCUGGCAAAAUCACAAUCAGAAGAAUGCAAAGAAGAAUACGUGGAGCGCAACACGAGGGUGGUGAGGGAGUUAUACCAGGCCCUAACCUCAAAACAAACCCAGACGCUGGAUGGGCUUGUGGCCCGAGACUUGGAGUGGUGGUUCCACGGCCCAGCAUCCCAUCGACAGCACUUGGUUCCCUGGCUCACGGGCUCAUCACCCUCCUCAAAGGCACCGGUUCCUGAAAAUGUUGUUGGGUUUGGGCCUGUGGUAGUCGCAGAAGGGUUCGAUGAGGCCCAUUUGCUGUGGUGGGUCCACGCGUGGACUGUCACCGUCGAUGGGGUCAUAACCCAGGUGAAAGAAUACGUCAACACUUCUGUCACCGUGACUCGCUUAUCACAGGUGCUUCCAAAUGCCUCCACGUGUCAAUGCAUUUGGCAAAGUCAGCUCUGUGAUGAAUCUGUGCCUGGGCUUAUUCUAGCAAUCUAGCGCACACCAUUCUUAAAAUCACUUUUUUAAAGCCUUUAACAUUGUAGUGUUAUUAUGCUUUGUUCAAAAAAUUAUUAAAGCAUGAUUUAAACGGAAAUAACUACC
Messenger RNA from Vigna angularis (adzuki bean), 651 nucleotides. RefSeq names its product senescence associated gene 20-like. The record is from RefSeq and is a predicted model, not a curated record. The transcript has a single exon. Lineage: Eukaryota; Viridiplantae; Streptophyta; Magnoliopsida; Fabales; Fabaceae. The annotation marks the transcript as partial.